AUGAAAAACCAAUAUCCAAUAUUAUACAGGCCUUUAUUACUUUGCCGCACAAAUGCAACAUGGCCGAUUAAAACAAAAUAUACAUUUUUAAAUAUUCUACAUCGAAUUUAUGGUAUACUUUGUUGUUUAUCAUUUACCACUAUCACAAUUUUACAAUUUGUGGCGUUGACUUUAGUAGGCAACGAUUUCGAUGAAUUUCUAACAAUUGGUUCUUUAUUCUUUUUAACGAAUGUAACAACGAUUAAAUAUUUAACUUUAGUAUUUCAAACGGAUAAAGUUUCAUUAAUUGUUGAACAUUGUUCAAAACUUGAUCGACAAUUUCAACAAUCCACGAAUGAAAAUGUACAAAAAUUAUUUAAAGCAUACAAUAAACUUGCAUUUUAUAUGACUUUGUAUCAAACAAGUGCAAUUUUAACGUCAACUUUUGUUGUUGCUGCGGCUCCAUACGUCAAAGAUUUAAUAAUUGGUGAACAAUAUUUUGUACUAAGUAAUGGAACAGUUACGGAUCGUGUUAAAAAAGAAUUACCAAUACAAAUUUGGUUACCAUUUGAUUUUCAUAAAUCACCAGGAUAUGAGAUUGGAUAUUUUUUUUCUGGUUAUGGGGGUACAAUGCUAGGUGGUUUCUUUAUUGCAUCCUGGAAUGGAUUAAUUUUGAGUAUUUUCAUUUGUAUCAAAGGUUAUUUAGAUAUUUUAGAAUAUUAUUUAGUAAAUCUUGGUAGUGAUACUUCAAAAUUGUUGAACACAAACGAAAAUAAUCGAAAGGUUAAAUAUGAUAUUGUGCAGUCGAUCAAAUUACAUCAGGAUAUCAUUAUUCUAAUUGAUAAAGUCAAUGAUUAUAUUGGCCCAAUAAUGAUAUUCCAUUCUUUAACAUAUUCAGUGUUACUUUGCUUAUGUGGAUUUAAAAUAAUUAUUAGUGAAAACCUAGCGUUUAGCAUAUGGAAAAGUAAUUGGUAUAAAUUUGAUAAAGAUGCAAAUCAAUGUUUACGUUUUAUGAUGAGGCGUUGCCAAAAACCAUUAUGUUUUAAAAUUGGACCAUUUGGAACAAUUUCUGUUAUGACUUGUGUUGGGAUUCUAAAAGGUGGAUACGCUUAUAUGGCUUUAUUAAAUCGACUUUAUUCGAAAUAG
Molecule: messenger RNA, 1125 nt
Organism: Chrysoperla carnea
Lineage: Eukaryota; Metazoa; Arthropoda; Insecta; Neuroptera; Chrysopidae
Product: odorant receptor 30a-like
Exons: 4
Coding region: 1-1125 (374 amino acids)
Biological process (GO): sensory perception of smell; detection of chemical stimulus involved in sensory perception of smell
Cellular component (GO): plasma membrane
Molecular function (GO): olfactory receptor activity; odorant binding
Source: RefSeq, a predicted model, not a curated record